Molecule: messenger RNA, 2625 nt
Organism: Diaporthe amygdali
Lineage: Eukaryota; Fungi; Ascomycota; Sordariomycetes; Diaporthales; Diaporthaceae
Product: u3 small nucleolar rna associated protein
Exons: 6
Coding region: 1-2625 (874 amino acids)
Biological process (GO): maturation of SSU-rRNA from tricistronic rRNA transcript (SSU-rRNA, 5.8S rRNA, LSU-rRNA)
Cellular component (GO): nucleolus; small-subunit processome
Molecular function (GO): protein binding
Source: RefSeq, a predicted model, not a curated record
AUGAAGAUCAAAGCGCUCAGCCGGUCCAUAUCGGCUCAUCAGCCAGCCGGUUCAGAUGUGGCCAAGCAACCAAAGAACAUGGACGCCAGCGUCCACCCUUUCGAGCGGGCCAGGGAAUACAAGCGGGCACUCAACGCAGUCAAGAUGGAGAGAAUGUUCGCGCAGCCCUUCGUCUGCCAGCUUGGGCAAGGUCAUGUGGACGGAGUCUACCAGCUUGCCAAGGAUCCCAACUCCCUCAAUAUGCUGGCAAGCGGCUCAGGCGACGGCGUGGUCAAGGUGUGGGACAUGGAGAGCCGAGAGCAGCGGUGGCAUGUGAAUGCGCACACGAACAUCGUCAAGGGCUUGACAUGGACCAAGGACCGAAAGUUGCUCACUUGCGGAACCGACCAAAAGAUACACCUCUUCGACCCCUCUACUCCCGCCGAGUCCGCCCCUCUCACGACUUUCACCGGAACCGGCGCAUUUACCUCUCUCAGUCACCAUCGGUCCAAGAACGCUUUCGCUGCUGCGUCGGGAAGCAAGAUCCAAAUUUACGACCUCGAGAAAAUUUCGGGCGCGCCUGAAGAGUACAGCUGGCCCAACGCUACGGACACAAUAAACGCAGUCAAAUUCAACCAGGUCGAGCAGUCUGUUCUAGCAUCUGCUGCAUCCGACAGGUCGAUAGUGAUUUGGGACGUGCGGCUUUCCUCGCCAGUAGUCAAGACUGUGUUGACAUUCGCGUCAAAUGCAGUGUCGUGGAACCCAAUGGAGGCAUUCAAUCUUGCUGUGGCUAACGAGGAUCACAACUGUUAUGUGUUUGAUGUGAGGAAGUUCGACAGGGCUCUCAACGUGCUGAAGGGACAUGUUGCUGCCGCGAUGGACGUGGAGUUCUCACCGACUGGUGAAGAGCUCGUAACAGCCUCUUAUGAUAGGACGAUCAGAAUCUUCGCCCGCGACCAAGGACACUCACGUGAUAUCUAUCACACCAAGAGGAUGCAACGCGUCUUCGCUACGAAGUGGACGCCAGAUGGCAAAUAUCUGAUUUCUGGAUCAGAUGACGGCAACGUCAGGUUGUGGCGGGCCAAUGCUUCCAAGAGGGAGGGCGUCAAAUCCUCGAGGCAACGACAAGCCGAGGAAUAUAACUCCAAAUUAGUGGAGCGCUUUUCACAUAUGCCCGAAAUUCGACGUAUCAAACGUCAUAGACAUAUACCGCAGGUUGUCAAGAAGGCUGGCGAGAUCAAGAACGAGGAGUUGAAGUCCAUCAAGCGGCGCGAGGAGAACGAGAGGAAGCACUCCAAGAAGCAGUUUGAGAAGCGCCGGAGCGAGCGGGAGAAGAUGAUUCUGGCCCGCGAGAAGAUCGGGUCCAGCCGAAACUCGCCCGUCAGCCGUUCGAGCCCACCACGAGCUGGCUGGCUGGUGGGCCUGAUGACAGGGGUGAGCUGGAGCUCCUUGGGGCGGGCGUCAUCAGGGGUCCGAGCUGACACCCGCCUGGGGCCAGUCUAUUGUUUCAACAUCCCACCAUCCCUCGACCAGCAUAUCCACAUCUCGAUCUUCAUCAUGGCUUCGAUCGGCGGCUUCGACCGCCCACCACAGCGAGACUCAUGGUUCGCCCCAAUGUCCAUUGACCUCUUCCUCAAGGUUCUCAAUGUGACCUUCUUCCAUCCCUUCGUGGCGUGGAUGAUACCCCUGUGCCUUCGCGCCGAGCACAUGGACUGGGACAAGAUCCCAAUGCAAGUCUCCAUAUACUAUGCCUGGGCAAUAACCAUAUGGUAUUUUCUCGGCGAGAUCAACAAGCGUGUGGCAUUCGGUCUGCCCCGUGAAGUCAACCUCGACGACGAGGUUAUUGUCAUCACUGGCGGCGCGAGCGGCCUGGGCCUGCUCAUUGCUGAGGUCUAUGGCAUGCGCGGCGCGUCUGUCGCAGUGUUGGACGUGAGGGACCUGGAGAACGGCGAGGCCAGGGGCGUCACGCACUACAAGUGCGACGUCACGGAUAAGGAACAGCUUGCGCGCGUUGCGAGGCAGAUCGAGGAAGACCUCGGCACCCCGACAGUUCUGAUCAACAACGCAGCUGUGGUUGUAGGCAAGCGACUUCUCGACAUGGACAUCAGUGAGAUCGACAAGAGCCUGAGCACCAACCUGCUCUCUUGCUUCUACACCCUCAAGACCUUCUUGCCCGCCAUCAUCCGUGGUCAGACCGGCGGCACGGUCGUCACCAUCUCCAGCGUCAUCGGGCAGGUUGGCGCCGCCCAGCUCACAGACUACGCCGCCGCCAAGGCCGGCUUGAUUGCGCUGCACAAGUCCCUCACGGCGGAGCUGAAGCAGUCGCAUCCGGAAAUUCGGACCGUCCUGGUGACCCCUGGCCAGCUCAGCACCCCGCUGUUCUACGGCGUGCAGACGCCCAACUCGUUCCUGGCACCAGUGGUAGAGCCUGUGGACAUUGCAAAAGAGAUCAUCAGUGCGAUCGAUAACGGCAAGGCGGAGUUUAUCAGCGCGCCACUAUACGCAAGGAUGAUGGAUUGGUACAACGUGUUACCGCUGAGCUUGCAGACCGUUGUGAGGAAGCUGGCAGGUGUGGAUAUCGCCAUGAAAAACUUCAUCGGCCGCAAGGGUAACGAGCUCCAUGAGAAGAACGGGAGCCUGAUAUGA